Nerophis ophidion (straightnose pipefish) is the source of this 962-nucleotide messenger RNA. Its product is annotated as voltage-dependent L-type calcium channel subunit beta-4-like. Gene Ontology annotation, biological process: chemical synaptic transmission; calcium ion transmembrane transport; neuromuscular junction development. Gene Ontology annotation, cellular component: voltage-gated calcium channel complex. Bases 239 to 955 code for a protein of 238 amino acids. The record is from RefSeq and is a predicted model, not a curated record. Lineage: Eukaryota; Metazoa; Chordata; Actinopteri; Syngnathiformes; Syngnathidae. Gene Ontology annotation, molecular function: protein binding; high voltage-gated calcium channel activity. The transcript is spliced from 10 exons.
GCCAGCUCGCUGUUGCGUGGAAGGCAGGGAAUAAACCGCUAAUACCCUGAGGACUCGGAGGAGCGCACAGCGGCUUUCAGCAUCUCGCAGACCUACAGGGAACGUGUUUUUUUUACAUUUUGCACCAUGGCGGUCCACCGCCUGCCACUCAAAGGCAGGUGGGGCGGCGGCAGGUGAAGUUUUAAGACGUGCGGUCUGGACGUGUGGGGAAUGAAAGUGUGGCUUCUUACUCGGGAGCAUGCCGCCCAAGAAAAAGGGAGAGCGCCAGGACACGGACGCCACCGAGGAGAGGAACGCCCAGGUUCAGUUGGAGAAAGCUAAGUACAAGGCCGUGGCCUUUGCCGUACGCUGCAACUUCUCCUACACGCCGGCGGAUGACGACAACGUGCCAGUGCCGGGCCAGGCAGUCACCUUCGAGGCCAGAGACUUCCUCCACGUCAAAGAGAAAUUCAACAAAGAGUGGUGGAUUGGGCGGCCAGUUAAGGAGGACAGCGCGGUGGGCUUCAUCCCCAGUCCGGUCAACUUGGAAACCAUCCUGAUCCGAAGAGAAGUCCAGGCCAGGAAGGCUGCCAAGGCCUUGGCAAACAAAGCAUCCUCACAAGUGGCUCAAGAUAUGAACUCCAAAAAGUACACGCCUCCUUCUCAAGCCAAUCAGCAGGUGAAAAAGAAGCCGGGGGAGCAGGUCUCCAUGUACGACGUUGUGCCUACCAUGCGUCCCGUGGUCCUGAUGGGACCCUCACUGAAGGGCUUAGAGGUGACGGACAUGAUGCAAAAAGCUCUCUUUGACUUUUUGAAACAUCGAUUUGAAGGCAGGAUCACCAUCACGCGGGUCACGGCAGACAUCUCUCUGGCAAAGCGCUCCAUACUCAACAAUCCUGGAAAAAAAGCCUUAAUUGACCGCUCCAACACUCGCUCCAAUUUAGGUACUUUUACUCAACUCCUCAUUAGGACUUAAUUAUGCA